This is a messenger RNA of Corticium candelabrum, 1969 nucleotides long. Its product is annotated as synaptic vesicle 2-related protein-like. Gene Ontology annotation, biological process: transmembrane transport. The coding region runs from base 13 to 1665 and encodes 550 amino acids. Gene Ontology annotation, molecular function: transmembrane transporter activity. The transcript is spliced from 15 exons. Gene Ontology annotation, cellular component: membrane. Lineage: Eukaryota; Metazoa; Porifera; Homoscleromorpha; Homosclerophorida; Plakinidae. The record is from RefSeq and is a predicted model, not a curated record.
GCGGUUUUCUAGAUGGAUGUAAAGCUGACGCGUCUCUCUACUAAAGACGAAGACGAAGUAGAAGGGGAACAUGUAGAAUUCAAAGUGAGCAAUGAAGUGUUCACUGUCGAAGAUGCCAUUGAAGCAUGUGGAUUUGGUUGGUUCCAGAUCAAGCUUUCUGUCUUUGCCGGUCUAAUUUGGGUUGUGGAUGCAAUGGAGAUUAUGGUCCUAUCCAUUCUUGCCGUUGAAGCACGGUGUGAGUAUGGCCUAGAAUCAUGGCAGGAGAGUCUUAUCACAACGGUUGUUUUCUUUGGCAUGUUUUGGGGUUCUUGGUUGUGGGGAAAAUUUAUGGACAAAUUUGGCAGGUGGAAGGGAUUGUUACUAGUGUGUGUCAGCGUGUCUGUUUCUUCUCUUGUCAGUGCUUUUGCACCCAACUAUGUCACACUGCUGCUGUUCAGAUGUGUAGUUGGAUUUGGCAUUUCUGGAUCAAUGCAAGCCGCCACAUAUUAUGCUGAGUUUCUGCCUGCCAAGCGACGAGCUAUAUGUUUGGUACUAAUGGAAAUUUUUUGGGCUGUAGGGACUAUCUCUGAGGUGCUACUGGCUCUGUUUGUUCUUGGGCAUUUAAAGUUGGAUUGGCACUGGCUUCUUGGAUUUACUUCUGUACCGGUGUUUAUUGAUCUUCUAGCAUUUAUGUUUGUUCCCGAAAGUCCUUUCUAUUACAUCAGUUCUGGCCAUCCUGAAAAGGCUCAUAAGGUUCUCGAGCAGGUAGCUCGAGACAAUGGAAGUAAGCUGCCAUCAGGACAGCUUGUAUCUAAACGAGAAAAGCAGUGGAUUGAGUUUUUGAAAAAAGACAUUGAAGAAACACAGAAUCAAGUGAAUGGACCUUUGUCAAAUGGCUACUGCAGUGACAGCAAUGUUGAUCUGCAAAGUUCAGAUGCAGAUACAGUUCAACUGAUACCAAUGCAACUAGAAUCAUCGAAAGGUACUCGGGGUCGUUUUUAUGAUCUGUUUUCAACUACUGAAAGAAGCCAUUUAACACUAUUGCUAUGGGUUAUCUGGUUAGGAGCUGCUUUUGGCUACUAUGGUAUAGUUCUUUUAUCAACUGAGUUGUUGGAUGUCUUGAAAGAACAGCAGGAGCGUAGCAACAGUAGCAACAAUGUACUUCAAUGUAUUGGUUCUGCACCGGUCUCUUCAAAAGGAAAUUGCACUCACUUGGAAACUGAUGAUUACAUGCAGCUACUGUGGACAACCGUAGCUGAGAUUCCUGGUAUGCUGCUAACUUUGUUAAUUAUUGAGAGGAUUGGUCGGAAGAAAACGAUGGCCGUAGAGUUCUUUCUAGCUGUGCCGUUUUUUCUCCUUAUGUACAUCUGUCCAGUACACAAAUUCGCGUUGCUGGCUUUUAUUUUUGGAGCCAGGGGUGUACUUACUGGUGCCUUUCAAGCUGUUAUGGUCUACACUCCUGAGGCAUACCCUACUUCUAUCAGAGGACUAGGAUUUGGCUUUUGUAGUUCGGUGGCUCGAAUAGGGGCAAUGAUUACUCCAUUUGUUGCUGAAGUACUGCUGAGAAAGUCAGUAAGAGGAGCUGAGGGUUUGUAUGCAGGAGUUGCCCUUGUGUGUGGAAUAUGUUGUUUGCUGUUGCCAUACGAAACAAAAGGGAAAGCACUUCAGGAGUCACUUGAUAUGUGAUAGGUGCGCAAAUCAACAGCUCAAGAGUCAAAUGACUAGAUUAUUAUGAUGUACUGUUUUAAUAGGAAGGUGCUAUUUCAUAACAGUAUGUAUUAAUUAAGGACUUGUGAUAGGAACACUUCAGAGCUGAAAUUUUAUGCACAUGUUGAAUUCUAUGACAUGGCAGGCAGUGCAAAUUUUGGUAUUUGUGGAGCAUGUUGUUUACGUACAAACCACAAAAUUGGCAUCUUGUAAUAGGUUGUGAUAGAGCCAAAAAUUCUUCACUAACGUUGAAACGUAAAGAUCACAUGCAGGUACAGUCUAA